This is a messenger RNA of Heterostelium album PN500, 330 nucleotides long. It is a transcript of the gene rplP2, whose product is annotated as 60S acidic ribosomal protein P2. Gene Ontology annotation, cellular component: cytosolic large ribosomal subunit; ribosome. The transcript has a single exon. Gene Ontology annotation, biological process: cytoplasmic translational elongation. The record is from RefSeq and is a predicted model, not a curated record. NCBI's taxonomy places the organism in Eukaryota, Evosea, Eumycetozoa, Acytosteliales, Acytosteliaceae. Gene Ontology annotation, molecular function: structural constituent of ribosome. The coding region runs from base 1 to 330 and encodes 109 amino acids.
AUGAAAUACUUGUCCGCUUAUCUCUUAGUUGUCCUCGGUGGUAACGCCACCCCAUCUGCUGCCGAUGUCACCAAGGUUUUGUCCUCUGUUGGUGCUGAAGUCGAUGCCACCCGUGUUGCUGCCGUCGUUGCUGAGCUCAACGGUAAGAACAUUACCGAACUCAUUGCCUCUGGUAUGACCAAGGUUGGUUCCGCCCCAGCUGCCGGUGCCGCUGCUCCAGCCGCCGCUGCUACCACCUCUGCUGCCCCAGCCGCCGCCGCUGCUGCACCAAAGAAGGAAGAAAAGAAGGAAGAAUCCGACGAAGAUAUGGGUAUGGGUCUCUUCGAUUAA